This is a messenger RNA of Colletotrichum truncatum, 126 nucleotides long. RefSeq lists its product as uncharacterized. The record is from RefSeq and is a predicted model, not a curated record. Lineage: Eukaryota; Fungi; Ascomycota; Sordariomycetes; Glomerellales; Glomerellaceae.
AUGCUCAAGCUGCCAGGAACUUCGAUCGUAUUGUUUUAUCUAGUUCCUCAAAAUGAACCCGAAAACCCGGGAAAGGACUCGGCAGACGUGUCAGCCUUGCAAAAUCGUGAAAAAAUACUUGCUUAG